Stegastes partitus (bicolor damselfish) is the source of this 6191-nucleotide messenger RNA. It is a transcript of the gene rab11fip3, whose product is annotated as RAB11 family interacting protein 3 (class II). The record is from RefSeq and is a predicted model, not a curated record. Gene Ontology annotation, cellular component: cleavage furrow; midbody; recycling endosome membrane. Gene Ontology annotation, molecular function: calcium ion binding. The transcript is spliced from 13 exons. The coding region runs from base 480 to 2510 and encodes 676 amino acids. Gene Ontology annotation, biological process: endocytic recycling; regulation of cytokinesis. NCBI's taxonomy places the organism in Eukaryota, Metazoa, Chordata, Actinopteri, Pomacentridae.
CCCCUCCCUCCCACAGCACGGAGACUUUGUCACCUGAAACAGGAGACAAAGGUUCAUUCCCUGAUCAAGUGACUGAUCUGCUUGUAACCAGUAGCCCUACCCUGCAAGGUUUACCCGAGAGCUGCCUCCCGCAUGACCACAUCAGCACACCACUGGAGUGUUUUGAAGGAUCUGUGCCUUUGUUGGAUGUUGAGGUUCCAGAUAUCGACAGCAGCCUGAGCCUGUGCCCUGCCAGUCCUGCCUCUAUUAUCUGCACAGACGCUCCAUUAGAUGUAUCAACAGAGGAGUCAGAGGUGGUACAUGCAGAAGCUACUGUAACUGAAAAUCUCGCUUCAGAGCAACAAGGUGAGAAUGACUCACUUGCUCUGCAUUUGUCAGACGAAACUUCAUCACUGACACUGCCUCCAGCUGAAGAUGCUCUCAUCCAGGGUGAUUUCAGCAGUGAGAGUGUUUCUGUGGAGAAUGUGUCUAAGGAUCUGAUGGAAGAAGAAAUUUGCUCUGAAGCCACAAAUCAGGGGAAUAAGGAAAUGGCUUUGGAUCUGUGCCUGACUGUUGAAGAAGUCCGUGAUGAGGAAUCUUGGGACCUGAAACCACCAGAGGAUGUCCAGAACGGAGGUGUUUCUGACCUGACAGCCGAGCAGAGGGAAGAGGAGAGGACGACGGACACCAACCAGCUCGAAGUUUCAGAUUGUAACGAUGUAGCUUCUUUUGAUUUUUCGGUUCAGGACUUAAACACGUCUUCUCCUGAGGCUGGAUGGACUAGUGAGCAAGCUGUGGAGACACUUUCAAUCUCUAAGAUGGUGGUAGAUGACUCACUGCCGAUGGUCUCAGCUGUGAGUACGAGGGAGGAAGAUGUCUCCCCGCUAAAAGCUGUGUUCGAUGCUUUAGACCAAGAUGGAGAUGGCUUCGUUCGUAUCGAGGAGUUUAUGGAGUUCGCUGCUGCCUACGGGGCCGAUCAGGUGAAGGAUCUGACCAAAUUUUUGGAUCCCAGUGGCCUUGGAGUGAUCAGCUUUGAAGACUUCCACCGGGGAAUCUCUGCAAUUAGCAACGGAGGACCAGAGCCACAGCUCUACAAUGUAAACUACAGUCCAGGGGAUGGAGCUGUGGGCUGUCCAGAGGAGUACGACGAGCAAAAUGAGGUGACAGACAGUGCCUACCUGGGCUCCGAGAGCACUUACAGUGAGUGUGAGACCUUCACUGAUGAAGACACGGGGGCCCUCGUACCCCCAGAGAUGCAUGAGGAUGUGGAGACUGACAGCGGUAUCGAGGCGACGCUGCACGACCCUGAAGAUGGCGGAAAUAGGUUUUCUCUGAACUCCGAGCUCCAUAACCACUCCCUGGUGACGGUCAUCGGUGGAGAGGAGGAGCACUUUGAGGACUUUGGGGAGAGUAAUACCUCAGAGCUGCUGCUGGAGACCAGCGUGGACGGACCUGAGGGGGAGGGCGACUCACCUCUCACACAGCCCCCCGAGCAGGUCAAUGGGUCGGCACUGCUCUCUCCCAGCGCUGGCAAGAGGCUGUCCAGCAAGAAAGUCGCAAGACACCUCCUCCAGAACAGCUCGAUGACUCUGGACACCAUGAGUGACUUAACGCGGGACAUCCUGGAGCUCGCCGACAACGACAUCACAGACAAGGUGCUCCUCCUCGAGCGUCGAGUGGCGGAGCUUGAGAAGGAGUCUGAAGCAUCGGGGGAGCAGCACGCACGACUGCGCCAGGAGAACCUUCAGCUGGUGCAUCGGGCCAAUGCUUUGGAGGAGCAGCUGAAGGAGCAGGAGCUCUACGCCGACGAACAGCUACAGCAAGAGACUCGCCGUCACAAGGAGGCCAUGUCCAAGUUGGAGAGAGAGAGGGGGCUGGAGCUGGAAAACAUGCAGGCCAGGCUGCAGCAGCUGGACGAGGAGAACAGUGAGCUGAGGUCUUGCGUUCCUUGUCUGCGAGCAAACAUCGAGAGGCUAGAAGAGGAAAAGAGGAAGCUGCAGGAUGACACAGAAGGAAUGACCGACAGGCUUCAGGAUGAGACCGAAUCUCGCAGGAAGAUGGCCGACAAGCUGAGCCACGAGCGCCACCAGAGCCAGAAGGAGAAGGAGUGCACUCAGGAGCUGAUUGAAGAUCUGCGCAAACAACUCGAGCACCUGCAGCUGUACAAGUUGGAGGCUGAAGCAAAGAGAGGACGAACGCCCGGCGCCGGGUUACAGGAGUAUCAGACCCGCACACGGGAAGCCGAGUUGGAGCAGGAGAUCAAGCGACUCAAACAGGACAACCGUACUCUGAAGGAGCAGAACGACGAAUUGAACGGCCAGAUUAUCAACCUCAGCAUCCAGGGAGCCAAGAAUCUAAUGUCUGCCUCCUUCUCUGACUCCCUGGCAGCUGAGAUCAACUCUGUGUCUCGUGCAGAGCUGAUGGAGGCUAUUCACAAACAGGAGGAGAUCAACUACAGGCUCCAGGAUUACAUCGACAAAAUCAUCGUGGCCAUCAUGGAGUCCAACCCCUCCAUCCUGGAGGUCAAAUAGACGCCACAAAGCCAGAGGGCCACCCGCAGUCACUCCACGGGCUGUACAAUAUAUCGAAGACAUGGCUGAAAGACAACUACCAAGAGAGGAUGUAAAAAUAUUCAUUUUUGGUAGGAGAAAAAAAACAACAAUGACGCACUCACCUCCUCCCCAGAAAAGGAAAAAUUGAAGAUUUCUAAGAAGUCCAUGGCUGUCAGUGAAAAAUAAGCUGUUUUUCAUUUGGAUAUCCCUCGAGUCUGUGCUUUUUUUUUUUUUUUGUUCUUUUUGUGAGCGUAUGUGUUCGCCCUCCUGAAAACACUUGGGUUCUGGUGACUUCCAUGUAUUUGGCUAGAGGGACCUGAGUCUCCCCCUGUUGAGUGAAUGAAUGUGUAAAUGUGUGGUCAGUAUCAUAAAGAGUAGAAAACCUUCCUGUCCCUUUCCAAAAACAAAAAAAAAGUGUCAACGUUUGAUUGAGCUAAAAAAAAAAAAAAAAGAAACGAUCAGACAAUUUAUACCUAAAGGCCUUAAAUGAAAGGUGAUCAAAGUAUUCAUUAGCUACACCAUACAUGCCUCAGUUCAGGAUGGUGGCGGUAUGUGAGCUGAGAUCUCCCGCACCGCGCUGAUUCGCCGUAUGAAGCGCCGGUCAGGAGGGAGUCUUUUAACAUUUUAAGAGCUUGCGGUGCUGCCUACCAAGCCCUGUGUGUGUUCUGUCCUUUAACCAAGUUCAGCUGUCUUUCCAGUGAACCCAAGUGAGGGGACAUUUCUACUGGGUGGCCGAUGAGAAAUGCCUGGAGGGUUUCGUUUUGCCGUUUUGUGUGAGGUGUUCGACAUUCCUUCUGUUUUUUUUUUGCGCUUAAAGUUUUAAAGAAGGCGGAGGAGCAUCACAGUCAUUCCUGUGAGCUUCGAUGUCCCAAAUGAAGGAACUGGGCGGUUUAUAAUUUGCUUCGUCGUUUAUUUUUACAAUGAAACAGGGUCCUGGAGCUCAGAUGGGCUGGAAACCUCAAGUGGAAAAGACACUACAUUUCCCAUCACUCCCUGGCACAAGCAUUACAUAACUCCAACUGAAAAUACAGGCUGGAUAAUGACAACAUACAGAACUUGCUAAUACUGACAGUAAACUCCAAACACUUGAAUUAAGCUUGAAGGGAAACAGAUGAGUGAUAUCGGAAAUUGUAGUUUUAUUUUUUUACAGUACAGCCCGCCUGACUCCAGCGUUCUCUUGCUGAGUGAAAGUUGUAGGGAAGCUUCUUUCUUUUUUUUUCUACACAAGUGAUUUGUUGUCUGUUAUUGAGACUGAAACGCUGACGUUCAACAGCUCGUACGUGAAGAAUCAAAUGGUUGUAUUUUUGCACUACAUUUUGAUUUCAUUAUUGUUUUUGUUGAUAGAAGAAGAAAAUGUUUAUUGUGAAGGGAUCAAAUCAUAAAUUAAGAUCAUUUUGAAGCCUGUAUGAAGAUGACUACAGAUGUUUCAAAAAGAAAUAAGCAUCACAUAAUAGAAUUUAAUUGAAGAAUCCAACAGAACAUACUGCAGCCGUAUCUGAAGAUUAGUUGAAUUCUCAUUUACAUACUGUAUUUUUUCAGUCAUCAAGAGUUCAGAUGAGCUCCUCGCUGGCUGUGAGCCGGCUUUCUCUUGACCUGAUCUGCAUAUAUCAUUGAGGAGACGUGGCAGACCUUGGUAGCAAUAAUGCUUGGCAAGAAAGUGGACAUUGGUGGAGGGCAGAUUUUUUUUUUUAAAGAACUGCUCCGUAUCUCCUCUACUGAAGCAAUUUCUGCUGUUUGGCUGCGAAUCAGAAGUACAGCAAGCAGACGUAUGGACUGAUUGUGUGCUUAAUCGGUACUGUGCAGCCAUCUCUCUGGACGUUUCUUUUCCGACCUGGAUAACAGACAUUUGGAUUCACACACGGAUUUCUAUAACCGAAGUUGUGUGUGUGUGUGUGGGGGGGGAGGUUAUUUUUGUCCAAACAGCAUGGCGUUCUGCACCAGAAGAUAUUUUUCACCCCGUUCACCUCUAAAACAAAUCUCACUGCUCUCCUUCACCUGCCACUCCACAGGAAAAAAAAAAAUGGCCUUGGAUGUAAAUGACUUGUACAUGUAAAGUUUUUUCUACACUCACUCUAGAUUCUAGGUAUUUUUAUAGUCAGAAAAGAAAAGAGCAUUUCUUUUUCUCGUCUUAUGCUGAGAGACAGCUGCCUGUAUUCUUCUCUAGCAUGUAGCGUGUACAGUAUCUGUUGGGAUUUUUUCUUUUUUUUUCUUUUUCUGUUUUCCUCUCGUUUAAAAUCACGCGCAGAUAUUUAUUCAACUCACAACUCUGUGAUCUGUUCUGCUGAAGAUAUGUUUGUACAUUUUCGCGAGGGGAGAUGAAUCUGUGGGAGAAUUUAUUGAUUUAAGGGAAAAGUUUUAAAAGGAAAAGCUAUAUUGUCGUUUUUUUGGGGGGUGCGAGUCGCCGUCGUGUGCAAAAAGAAAAAGAAAAAAAAAAAAAACUUGAAUGUGACCUGGUCGUUUGUGGAGGUCUGUGCACUCUUCCAAUAACGCUGAUGUUGCUUUGACCUCUACGGGGUUGUGAUUUCGAGACGGCAGAGGCGGCAGUUUCUGCUGUUGUCUUCCCAGAUGGAGUCAGGUACUGCAUGGAAACACAGAUUUCUUCUUGUAUAUUUCUGAUUCACUUAUUUGACGGACAAAUCAUACGCUAUAACAUCCGUCAGUGGAGUUGUAGGUUGUGAGACCUCGUGAUGACACCUUAAACCUCAUAUCCGGGCUUGCUGAGUUCAGCUUUUCUGCCUUUUAGCGUGACUGGAGGUUUCCCCCCCUCCCCCGUACAGAUUUAUUUCUCUAUAACGACCAAUCACUUACGACAGGGUGACACCUGAACACGACCCUUAAUUCUCUCCUCGAUUCAUAUUUUUAUCGUCUGCUUCUGACAGAUAGUUUGAGGAUCGGCAACAGUAUGAUUAGACAGCGAGACCACAGAGCUGAUUACAAAAAAGAAACAUUUGCACUUUAACCGGAUCUAAUUUCUCCAUUUUAACACCUGUUUUUAAAAAUGACCAAAGAUAGAUGUUUGAACCGAUCGCUUUAUCUAUCAGGGUCCGUGAUCACACUUUUUUGGGAACACUUGCCUCUUCUUAUAAAUCACAAAUCAACAGCUUGUCCUGGAAGACAGAGUAAGAACUGGCCUGCUAGUCUAAACACUGUGCCUCUGUGUCUCAAACUUUGCCUCUAAACUAAACCUGAUAAUGAGCCCUGGGGAAAGCACUGACCACGUGACUGUCAGUUUGUUAAAUUAUAUUGAUGAAACCUAAACUGUAAAUAUGAAUUGUCUUUUUUUUUUUUUUUUUUUUGUGGACUAUUUUUUUCUUUUCUUUUUUCCUCUCACGCUCACUUCCAGUGUCCAAAGAAAGUUUGCUCAAGGCACAAACAUCACUACUGGAGUAGUGCAUGGCUUGCCGUCACGUGACAUGGGAAGAUUUAAAAAGAGAAUAUUGUAGAAAAGAGAAACUGUAAAACUUAAAUUUAUUCCUAUUUUCAAAGAUAAAUGUAUAAAUUAUAACAGUAUUGGUUACAGCUGUAUAUUAUUUUUGAAGAUCCCCGAAAUGAUCUAAUCCUAAUUGUUGCUGGGGAAACAUAAUUUCAGUCAUUGUAAAAAGAGAAAAUUUAAAGGUAAGCAGUGAAAGUAAGAUUAGAAAAAUAAAUGGAAUAAAAGGA